Messenger RNA from Porites lobata, 516 nucleotides. NCBI's taxonomy places the organism in Eukaryota, Metazoa, Cnidaria, Anthozoa, Scleractinia, Poritidae. The record is from the annotation of a GenBank genome assembly.
GUGUUUGGCCUACCAGCUGUUACGAACACUGCCGGAAAACUCAAAGAACGUCACAUCCUUUGGACACCUGUAGUCUCUGCUGGGAAGAAACUUCCCCUACCUAAUGAUAGUUGUUGCUCAGUUUCUCUUGUCAGUCGCUCUCAUGCUGAUUAUGUUGCUUCCAAAUGUCCACACUUAAAGUACCAGUCACUUGAAACACCUGUUACAGUUUCUGUUGCUGAUGCAAAUUCUCCGUUAAAGGCUGUUGGCACUAUGAAAAUUCCCAUACAGUGGAGCAAUGGUAGAAAAACAACAUUUCAGAUGCUUGUAGUUCCACGUUUGUCCUGGUCUAUCCUAUUUGGAGAAAACCAUUUGCACUCUACACAACCCUUGGUGGAUCAUGGUGAACCCAGUAUCCUCUUUCGUCAUCCUAGCAUGUCUUUCAACAUUGCCUGCUCCCUUGACAGUCCAAUCAGAGGUGGCUUACACCAGAGGGACAACACCCAUGCUGGAGUAACUUGUUUGCUCACAGGAGCC